UGUGUGUGUGUGUGUGUGUGUGUGUGUGUGUGUGUGUGUGUGUGUGUGGUUGUCUGAGAGUGAGAAAGAGAAAACAUACUAGUGGGAGGGAUGGGCUUGAUGGCUCCGACCAAAUUGUUGAGGCCCCCCGGGCGCCCCCUGGCGGCCCCCACUUUGAAAACCACUGGUCUUCUGUAUUUUUUAUUUAGGUUAGUUUCUAAAAUGGUUGUGAGACUGAUAUUGUAAAACUAGACAUUUGAGGCAUUGAGGCAUCAUUCGAGGCAACCCUAGAAACACUAACGUAAAAAAAAGAAAAAAAAAGAAUAAGAAUUUGAAAUUUAAUUAGAGAUUUCUGGGCGCCUGUCUCUUUAAAGGGCGUGGCUUAUGUAAGACGCGCCCGAGCCCCGCGCUCGCUCCUGUUCCGGGACUCGCGAGCGCAGCUGGGCUCGAGCCACCGGAGCCAUGGCAACCGCGACGACAGGUGAGGAGGAAAUCAUCUCGUCGUAAGCAGUGAGAGUUUAACACUGACCGAAAACCGCGCUUUUGCUCCCCGUUUCUUCUGAGUUUAAUUACCGGUAAUUAAUCGGCGUGAUGUCAUUUCAACGCUUUUCCGCGAUUUCAGAAGCCGAGACGCGGCAGAGGUUGCUCCGCAACGUCAAGAAAGAGGUAAAGCAGAUCAUGGAGGAAGCAGUCACACGGAAGUUUGUACAUGAAGACAGCAGUCAUAUCGUCUCCUUCUGCGCUGCUGUGGAGGCGUGUAUGUUGCACGGCCUGAAGCGGAGAGCUGCUGGGUUUUUGCGCAGCAACAAAGUAGCAGCUCUGUUCACUAAAGUGGGGAAGAGUUUUGCUCCGGCUGAGCAGCUCUGCCGCAAAGCCCAGGAACUGGAGCAACUGCUGGAGAGCAAAAGAGCUCAGAUUGGCUCCUACAGUGAGUCUCGUAAAUUACCCCCUCGACUCCCCAGCCUCUCACCUCAGGCAGCUCGGCACCUCUGGAUUCGCACGGCUCUCAUAGAGAAAGUCCUCGACAAGAUCAUCCUCUACCUAGUGGAGAACUGCAGUAAGUAUUAUGAAAAGGAGGCGGUGCUCAUGGACCCAGUGGACGGCCCCAUCCUUGCCUCUCUGUUAGUGGGUCCUUGUGCAUUGGAGUACACUAAGAUGAAGACGGCUGAUCAUUUCUGGACGGAUCCCUCGGCAGACGAGUUGGUGCAGAGACACCGGAUCCACGGCGCACACUACAGACAGGCUACAGACUCGCCCACCAAGAGACCCGCGCUGUGUAUCCAGAAGAGACACUCCAGCAGCAGUAUUGACGAGCGUCCGUCUCCAUCCCCCUCGGCGAGGGACUACGUGGAGUCUCUGCACCAGAACUCCAGAGCCACACUGCUGUUCGGCAAGAACAACGUGCUCGUACAGCCGAGAGACGACAUGGAGGCGAUCCCGGGAUACCUGUCUCUGCACCAGACGGCCGACACCAUGGCGCUGAAGUGGACGCCCAAUCAGCUGAUGAACGGCUCCGUGGGAGAUCUGGAGUACGAGAGGAGUGUGUACUGGGACUACGCCAUGACCAUACGCCUGGAGGAGAUUGUGUACUUACAUUGUCAUCAGCUGGUGGACAGUGGUGGCACUAUAGUUCUGGUGAACCAGGACGGCAUCCAGAGGCCUCCUCUACGCUUUCCCCAAGGCGGCCAUCUCCUGCAGUUCCUGGCGUGCUUGGAGAACGGCCUGCUGCCUCACGGUCAACUCGACCCGCCGCUGUGGUCCCAGAGAGGCAAGGGUAAAGUGUUUCCUAAGCUGAAGAAGAGAGGAACCCAGGGAUCAGCGGACUCUGUCUCGGAUAAGGAGGAGGACGAAACCUCCGAUUACGUCUUCCGCAUCAUCUUCCCCAACAGCCAGUCCGAGCUCGCUAGUUCAGAACUGAUGGAGCAGGGGGUAAACAUCUGGCAGCCAACGCAGAGGAAGUCCUCGUGUUCUCAGGCCAGCUUCUCCGACGGGGCGUCGCCAAGCAGCUGCAACCACGAGAGAGCUCCUCUAAAGCUGCUGUGUGACACCAUGAAGUAUCAGAUCAUCUCCAGAGCGUUCUACGGCUGGUUGGCGUAUUGCCGUCACCUGUCCACCGUGCGCACACACCUCUCCGCCCUCGUCAACCACGCCAUCGUAAUGCCCGAUGUGCCGUGCGACGCGUACGGAGGUCUCACUGCACCAGUGUGGCACAAGUUCCUGCAGGACUGCGGUGCGUAUGACGAGCAGGAGCUCUGGCGUUUGGUGUAUUUUGGAGGAAUCGAACCCUCUCUGCGUAAGGAGGUCUGGCCCUUCCUGCUGGGUCACUACCAGUUCGGGAUGUCCGAGAACGAGAGGAAGGAGGUUGACGAGCAGACGCGAGCGUGCUAUGAGAAGACGAUGAGCGAGUGGUUGGGCUGCGAGGCCAUAGUGCGGCAGCGGGAAAAAGAGCAGCACGCCGUGGCCUUGGCCAAAUGCUCGUCCGUGGCCAGCAUGGACAGCAACAAUCCGAGCGUGGUGCACCGUGACUCGUCCAUCAGCAACGAGUCGUCUCAGAGCUGCAGUUCAGAGAGGCACAGAGCUCGCCUGCAGAGUGACUCCAGUAGCAGUACACAGGUGUUCGAGUCCGUGGACGAGGUCGAACAGAUCGAUGCAGAGCCCAAAGGCGAUGAAGUCAAACUCCUACCCAAAGACUCCAAUGGCUCAGACUCGGGUCACCCCUCUUCCAGAAACUUCUCUGUCACCUCGGGCCUGUCGGACUCCCUCAGCACAGAUGACAGCGGCGCACAGGACAUGAACAACAAAACCUCCACCCAGUGUAGUGUCAUGGAGGAUCAUAAGAAGGAGGAAACCAAGAAAGCCAAAGGUUCUGAUGUGGAAGUGUUUGUUCCAAAAAGCUCAAACGCAGUGAAGAUGGAGAAGACUGUCCGGGGACGUGCAGGAGAUGAGAAAGCAGAAAUGGAAGACAUGGAUACUGUGGAAGAAACUCUGGAACAAGAGGUGUCUGAGAAAAGAAAUGAUGUGGAAGUAGGAGAACACUCAGAAGCUGGUGAAGGUUUUGAAGGUAUCGCACCUCAAGUGAUAAAGGACACGGAGGUGGAUGAUAAAAGAAGAAAGCCAGAGGUGUUACAGGAGGCAGAAGGAAUUAAACAGGAGGAGAAGUCUGGAAUGGUGGUGUCCGUAUCAAAAGGAGAAAAAAGGGAAGCGUGUGUAGCAGGAGAGCAAAGUAAAAGCUCUGAGACUCGAAACAGUCCAGGAGGUCUAAAGACAACAGACAGUGAGACAUUAAACACUUCUGCUUCCAUAAAGAAUGAUGAAUCCGAGAAAAUCCAAACAUCCAAAGCAGAGCCAUCUAAGAAUCAAACUGAUUCAAGACCAAAGUCGAAUGAAGCUCAGAGAGCAGGGAAAGAGUCUGUAGCUGAGGCUCAGAAUCCAAGUCGGGUUAAGAAGAAAGGUCAGGCGGAGACGGUCAGGAAGAAGGUCACGAUGCCAAGCGCUCCUGUGGUAAAGGAGAUAGUGGUGCCUGUUGUGUUUGAAGCCUUCAGCAUGCGUGAAAUGAGCAAAGAGACACCCGCUACUGACUCAGACGACUCGCCUUCAGCCAUCGAGAUGGAGGAGAUCCCCAUGGCCCGGCUGGUUGGCGUUCAGGAAGUCAGUGAGGCGCUCCUGCCUGAAAUGGAGACUCUUUACCCUCAGUUUGAGUCGCAUGCUGUGGCCAGUGAGAAGAACACCACCAUCUCACCAGUUCCCUCCACAGGAACGACUUACUCGCAGGAGCUCUUGGAUUUGUACACUCUGAACCUGCAUCGUAUCGACAAGGACGUGCAACGGUGCGACAGGAACUACUGGUACUUCACCCCGGCUAACCUGGAGAAACUCCGCAACAUCAUGUGCAGUUACAUCUGGCAGCAUCUAGAUAUCGGCUACGUGCAGGGGAUGUGUGACCUUCUGGCUCCUCUGCUGGUCAUUCUUGAUGAUGAGGCUUUGGCCUUUAGCUGCUUCACUGAACUGAUGAAGAGAAUGAAUCAGAACUUUCCUCAUGGCGGUGCGAUGGACACUCACUUCGCCAACAUGAGAUCCCUCAUCCAGAUCCUGGACGCCGAGCUCUUUGAGCUGAUGCACCAGAACGGUGACUACACCCACUUCUACUUCUGCUAUCGCUGGUUCCUCCUGGACUUUAAACGAGAGCUGGUGUAUGAUGACGUGUUUGCAGUGUGGGAGAGCAUUUGGGCGGCUAAGCACGUCUCCUCUAGCCAGUUUGUCCUGUUCAUUGCCCUAGCCCUUGUCGAGAUCUACAGAGACAUCAUCCUGGAGAACAACAUGGACUUCACCGACAUCAUCAAAUUUUUCAAUGAAAUGGCCGAACAUCAUAACGUGAAGCAAAUCCUGGAGCUGGCUCGAGAGCUUGUUUGCAAAGUGCAGAUGCUCAUCGAAAACAAGUAAUGCAGAGUCCAACGCCGUCCGACUGUCUCUGUGCCAAAACGUUCCAUUAGUGCUCGCUGCAUUAAACCCGACAGGAUACAGCCAAGAGAACCUUUCGCAUCCAUGUCAUUUAGCUCUUGAAUUAUUUAGCUCUUGGAUAAUUGUAGUUACAUUUUGUACGCAGAUGCUGCUGUUAUAUUUGUUCAUCUUUAGCAAACACUUUGUCCUGGUCUGGGUCAGAAGAUCUGGAGUCUAUCCCAUGAACACUGGGCACAAAGGGGGAUACACCCUGGAUGGUACACCAGUUCAUCACAGGGCACCACACACACAUAUUCACACCCAGCGGGCGAUUUAGCAUAGUCAGUGCACAUACUGGCAUGUUUUUGGGAGGUGGGGGAAAACCAGAGAACCCAAAGUAAAGGACAACAUGAGAAACUACACACACACAGAAUCGAACCGAGGACCCUAAAGCUGUGAGGCAGCAACACUACCCACUGCACCACCGGUGUCUUUUACAGGUCAGCGUAUAAAUCUAACGGAAGUGAGAGGUAAUAGGUAUCGACACUUCCAGACCUCGAUUAUACUUCACAUAUCACACACAUUCCAAGUCAGUAAAGCUUUCAGCCUCUUCAGCUCAGUUUGUUUCCUUCCACAGCUGCAUGUCUGUUACCAACUUGUGUGUAUCUUCAGUGAGGUAGCAUUAAGUUAAUAUUAAUGUAGGUUGGUGCUUUGUCAAGGUUUGGUAUCAUUUUCAUUUUUUUGGACAAGAAGAAGCUGAACAGCUCUGACUUUAACACUCUCUCAACAUUGUGUUACAGAAGUGUGUUCUUGUUCAGAUCUCCUUCAAGCCACCAAAUCAGUACUUUUCAUUCAGCAGUGAUGAGAUCUAGUGUUGCAUUCUAUUACACGCAGGUAUGUGUGUAUUGUUGUGAACAAUCUUUUCAGAAUCAUGUUUUUGAACGUACCGCAGCAGGUAUUUCA
Messenger RNA from Ictalurus furcatus (blue catfish), 5379 nucleotides. It is a transcript of the gene sgsm1a, whose product is annotated as small G protein signaling modulator 1a. Bases 571 to 4419 code for a protein of 1282 amino acids. Lineage: Eukaryota; Metazoa; Chordata; Actinopteri; Siluriformes; Ictaluridae. Gene Ontology annotation, biological process: activation of GTPase activity. Gene Ontology annotation, molecular function: GTPase activator activity. The record is from RefSeq and is a predicted model, not a curated record. The transcript is spliced from 24 exons.